Messenger RNA from Helicoverpa zea (corn earworm), 785 nucleotides. RefSeq names its product regulation of enolase protein 1-like. Lineage: Eukaryota; Metazoa; Arthropoda; Insecta; Lepidoptera; Noctuidae. Bases 134 to 745 code for a protein of 203 amino acids. The record is from RefSeq and is a predicted model, not a curated record. The transcript is spliced from 3 exons.
AAGUGUUGUUGUUCUUGUUGAUAAGAUACAACAAAUCAUCACUGUCUAUAUAUAUCACAUUAUAUCUACCUAAAUAGCAAAGUAUUCGUGAAUUUCUUCAUUUCACAUUAUAUUGUGAAGUUAAACAUAAAUAAUGGACUCAAGUAAGUUUCAUCAAAUAAAUCUCGAAGACUUUAAAUGGAUAAACAAGCCAAAUGAAUGGUCAAUCAAUAAUUUAAAUGUUCUUAAUGUAACCACGGAUGAGAAAACAGAUUACUGGGAAGGCACUUGGUAUAAUUUUCAUCAUAAUACCGGUCAUGUGUAUGGAUUAGAAAUAAACGGCGACUUUACAUUUUCGGUAUGCGUAGAAGCUGAGUUUACGAACUUAUACGACCAAGCUGGGCUUAUGAUUUUCUUGGACGAUAAACACUGGUUGAAAGCAGGCAUCGAGUACAAUGACGGCCAGCCAAUGAUAAGCAGUGUCCUUACUAACGAACUCUCUGAUUGGGCCACAGGUGUCUUCACCGGUAAUCCUCGUAAGUUCUACAUUCGCAUGACAAGAAAAGGCGAUGUGGUGUGCGUGAAAUAUUCCACAGACAAUAUAACAUGGACACUUCUUCGUUUGUGUCCCAUGGCGUUUUCUUUGAAUAAAAACCCGUGUGUCGUCGGGCCCAUGUGCUGUACGCCUUUGAGAAAAGGAUUGAAUGUUAAAUUCAGUAAAUUUUCGAUUACUGUCCCUGGUGACGACAUUCUACAUUCGAAUUAAGUUUUCAAUGUACAAAAAUAAAACAUGCAUGUUUAUAAAA